UAUACCAAAUAUGAUCAAAGCAAUUGCAUAUGACACUUUCAAUUAGAAGCAGGUGAACUUUGUGCAGUUUGUUUCAUUAUCGAUUAGUCAAACAAGGACAAAGACGGAAGGAAGUAGGUGAAGUUAACCUUAAUGUGAUCUCCAAAACCCCAAACGUAUUUAAAUAUCUAAAUCUGGGGUAAGAUCAAGUUCAGGAAGCUGACUAUUAAUGUCUUAUCCCUUCAUACUUCAAAUCUGCUACAAAUAUAAACACUUGUUUAGCUGUUACUGUAUAUAUUUAGUCUUCUAUUCAGAAAAUAUGUGGCUAAUCUCACUUAUACAAUCCUCUUAGUAGUUGUAGAGACUUUCAAAAGCACCCAUGCCAGCGUGCAUAGUACUUUUUUUAUAUACCAAAAAAGAUCCGCUCUAUUGCAUAAGAAACCUCAAAGUGGCCGUAGAUGAACUUGUGCAGCUUAUCCUUUGACUGUUUCACCAAAGGAAAGGAAGGAAGGAAGUGACAGAAUUUAACAUUAAUGUGAUUUUCACAGACACAACCCACAUUCAACCAACAAAAUCAAGGGUAGGUUCAAACACUUCAUGAAGCUGAAAACAACUCUUCUGGAGCUUUCCCUUUAAACUUUACAUCUGCCACAAAUUUAAACACAUGUUCAGCUGUUAUUGUUCAUGCUGAGUCUUAACAUACGGAAAAUAGACUUUGAUGAGAGACAAAAUCAGGCAGCUGUAUCUCAAAUAGGAUUGCAUAACGUACUGUAUUAUACAAAAAAGACAGGUAGUGUAUUUCCCUCAUUGCACAUCAGGUCAUCUCAGAUGAAAUGCAUGGUGUGAAGAAAAAGUCCCUGUCGUAUUUCUGUGUUUGAUAAACUCUGACAGUGACCUAUAAACGUGGGAAAUCACAAACCACCCACCCACCACAAACAUUCAUGUGUCAAAUGGGGGGCCGUUCUAUAAACAUUUCUUUUUGUGUCAAUGAAAUACCAUAAUUUCCAUAUCUCAUUCAACAUCUUAACAAUUAAACAACAAAAUCUUUUAAUUUCCUUCUAGUCUUACUCUCAUUUUAGGGGAACUGAGGGUGACCAUUUGUUCAUCAUCAAACUUACACUAUAUGAAACUGUAUUUUGGCUUCAUCAAUCAAAUAAAAGUUUCACACCAGUUAAAAUGUGGUGCUUCUCAGUUUCGUUCCACAUGCAAUUCUUUUCGUUGUCCACGAGUGGAGCCACCUACAGCACACCCCCUCCUACCUCUCUGUCUAACCACAACUCUCUCUACAGAGGAAAAAAAAAAAAAAUCUUAUAUUCACUACAAGCCCAUGUCAAAGGGAAAACCCUGCAAACCUGACAUGUCUCUCAGAGAGAAGCACCAGAUGAAUUUGGACACUGAGAGUGCAACACACACUGGAAUGGAGGGUCAAUCGAGGUCCUCCUAUAAGUACCUGCUGCUGCAAGUGUGGUGUGGUCUCCUCACUGUGGCCAUGGUGGUUAUGGCUGCAUUUCUCACUUCAAUCAAACCAAAGUUAACCGAGGACGAAGGGUCAACGACACUGAAGCCAGUCAGCCCUGUCAGUCCAACAAUCAACACUUUGCCGGCUCAUUUAAAGUCAGUAGGAUCUUCUCUCUCAUACAUCCAGCUAAUCAAGUCUUUGAACAAUCACUGGGAAGUAUUGCCUGGGUGUAACUCCUGCUCCCUCUCCCUGCAUGAGGACUCUAUCUUGUGCAAGGAAGACAGCCUCUACUUCAUCUACGCUCAGGUCACCUUCACCAAACACCCAAAUGGAAGCAAGGCCAAAUCUGUGAUUUUGAGAAGAAACACCACAUAUGGUAAAAGCAUGAAGAAACUGGUUGAGGGGAUCUUCUCAAACACAACCGAGGGCUCUGUGUGGGUGGCCAAGAUUGUCAGCCUACAGAACGGAGACAGCAUCAGCUUAGAUAUCACAGAUGAUUUUCUAAUAGACAGCACAUUCUGGGGUGCAUAUCAGCUCCAUUAGCGGUGCAGGUCUCUAGGAUGUUACUAUACAAGGGAAAAUAUUUUUUCAGUUGGACUGGUAUGUUAUUAGCAGGCCUAUACUAGUAUGUUUCAACAAAAGUUGUUUAUCACCUCUAUUUUUUACCCAAUAUUUUGUGCCGGAUAUGUUACUGAUAAUUAGUAAAGCCUUUUAAUCAUCUUUGUGGCCAACAUGGAACACUAAAAUGCUAAAACGCUCCAUCAAGCAGGGUGUGGAAGGUUUUAACUUCAGAUUUCUUUUUACUGUAUCAGCCCAACCUUGGUAGAGUCUCUACUUUUAAGUAGAGAUUCUGACAAUUCUGUGUCUUGAAGUAGUGUGCCAUUUGGUGGUGGUGUAAAUUUCUAUGGAUUUUAAAUUAAUGUAAACUUUGAAUGUCUAGGGCAUGAAUACAUUUUGUCCCUGCUAUGUGCUUGUUUAAUUUAUGAAAUGGGAUAUUAUAUUGUGGUGGUAAUAAAAACUAUACUAUUUCAAAGCCA
Molecule: messenger RNA, 2475 nt
Organism: Lates calcarifer (barramundi perch)
Lineage: Eukaryota; Metazoa; Chordata; Actinopteri; Centropomidae
Exons: 6
Coding region: 1103-1981 (292 amino acids)
Biological process (GO): immune response
Cellular component (GO): membrane
Molecular function (GO): tumor necrosis factor receptor binding
Source: RefSeq, a predicted model, not a curated record